AAGUCGCUGACUCGGGGCUUUGCUAAGGGGAGGGGCCACUGUUUGGUCAGGUAUAAAAGGAAAAGGGUUAAACCUGGUCCGACAACAACAACACACAGGAACAACUCAUCCAGCAUGAGCAACACCGGCAUGAACAUGAGGGGCAAGAUCAUCUUCUACGAGGACAGGAACUUCCAGGGUCGCUCCUACGAGUGCAUGAGCGACUGCUCCGAUAUGUCCUCCUACCUGAGCAGGUGCCAGUCCUGCCGGGUGGAGAGCGGUUGCUUCAUGGUGUACGAGCGCCCCAACUUCAUGGGGAACCAGUACUUCAUGAGGAGGGGCGAGUACUCCGACUCCAUGAGCAUGAUGGGCAUGCGGGACUGCAUCAGAUCCUGCCGUUCCAUCCCCAUGCACAGAGGCCAGUUCCGGCUCAAGAUCUUCGAGAGGGAGAACUUCAGCGGCACCAUGCACGAGCUGCACGAGGACUGCGACAACAUCAUGGACCGCUUCCGCAUGAACGACUGCAUGUCCUGCCAGGUGAUGGACGGCCACUGGCUGCUGUACGAGCAGCCCCACUUCCGCGGCAGGAUGAUGUACGUGAGGCCCGGAGAGUACCGCAGCUUCAGGGAGAUGGGCAUGAGCAACAUGAGGUUCAUGAGCAUGAGACGCAUCAUGGACUCCUGCAACUAAACGUUCACUGAAUGUUCAACCCUGCAAUGAAAUAAAGUACU
Doryrhamphus excisus (bluestripe pipefish) is the source of this 710-nucleotide messenger RNA. Its product is annotated as gamma-crystallin M3-like. The record is from RefSeq and is a predicted model, not a curated record. Gene Ontology annotation, biological process: lens development in camera-type eye; visual perception. Gene Ontology annotation, molecular function: structural constituent of eye lens. NCBI's taxonomy places the organism in Eukaryota, Metazoa, Chordata, Actinopteri, Syngnathiformes, Syngnathidae.